This is a messenger RNA of Pelobates cultripes (western spadefoot toad), 15769 nucleotides long. The record is from the annotation of a GenBank genome assembly. Lineage: Eukaryota; Metazoa; Chordata; Amphibia; Anura; Pelobatidae.
AUGAACACACAAAGAGAAUCCAGAAUAAUCCGACUGUCAGAAACAAAGACUUCUUGGGAGGAUCAAGGUAGCUUGGAAGUAGCAGCUGGAAAGCUAGAGGUUAUGGAGAAGUUCUUCACUCCUUUGCCCCACUCUGCUUCUGGUAGAUUAGCCAAAGAGGAAAGAAAAGAAAGAUCAAGCUGGAAUGGAAUGCAAGAUCCAUACAAUGUAGAAUCUUUCUCCUCUUCCUCACCUUCAUCGUCUUCAUCACAAUGGUCAUCAGAAUCAAACUUUGAGGGCCAAGCAAGAUUUUCAGGGUACCAUUCUCGUGCUCCCCAUUCGCGCUCUUGCAACGAUCUCACUGUAGGCAGAAUGAGGAAAAAUGAUUAUGAAAAGAGGGAUUUGGAUGUGAAACAAAAAGCCUCUUUAGAUUUGAAGGCACUUGAAAGAGAUAAUAAAGGCACGUCUUCUACAAGACUCAACAGAGUUGGGUCUUUGAAAAAGAAGAGUCAUUCGGAACAUGUAAAACACUUGGAGCCUACUGAUAACCGGGUAAGAGAAGAUAAAAAAAUCUUAAAAGACGGGGGUCGACGAGCCAAAUCUAUGGAAACUCUGGCACAAAAAGAAACAGGGAAAAAACAAGGAAAGGAGAAAACUAAGGUUAUUGAGCAGAAGAAACGGUUCUCUCGAUUCCUUGAUGAAAUAACAAUACAAGUUUUGAGUCCAUCAAAUCUUAAUUCCUUGGGGGUAAAGGAAGGGAAAGCUGCUGGUGCACGAGAGCCAUGGAAGAAUUCGAGCACAGACAGCUCUGGAUCCAGAGGGAAAAUAAGCCAGCAUACUGCUGCUACUGAGCAUCAAGAGCCAAGGAGGAAAGGAAAGGGAAAAGUAGAGACUUCAACUAGACCAAAGGUUGGUGUGGACACACCUAGGUCACGAAGAAGCAGGGAAAUGAGUACUAGUCCUGACUCUGCCUCAUCCACAGCCUGGAAUAGAGUUAGGAUGGACCGAAGUCCUGCCCCAUCUGCCUCAAAAUCACCACCAAGAAAAAGUAAAGUCUGCGACUCACACAGAGGUUUACAGGGAAGGGAAGUAAAGAGCAAAAGUAGAUUUGACCAGAUGGAAAGGGAGCGUAAUGAAGAUUGUGCAACUGGAAAAGUAAUAAUACAAGGAUGGGUAAGCUAAACACACCAUAGGAUAUACGCACUGUCAGGGACGUCACCUCCCUCAACACUGCACUUCCACAUAAACAUGCUUCCAUUGUAGAAAGUGCAUCAUAAAAAAAUAUUUGUCAUUAUCAUUCCUGAGCAGUGUUCUGGCCAAUCCAAUAGUAAAUUCAAUAGUCAAACAGAAUUGAUUUAGUGCCUGAAACCUUGCUGUGUGUGUUGUGUUUUUGGCAAAGCUGUGUUGCGUGUUUGGGUCGGGUGACUGUGACUGUAAGUGAAAAUCGUGGACGUACAUAGAUGACCAUAUUGGGUGACUGUCUGCGGGGGGUGAGUGUUUGUGCAUAUAGAGUGACUGAGUGAGUGAGCUAGUACACCAAAACCAUUAACGGAUUUAUUUAACCAAUCAUUGUUAACAGGAAUAGUCCCAGAACAUUGGAAGUUAGCAAAUGUUUUGCCCAUUCACAAGAAAGGUAGUAGGGGGUGGAGUCAGGCAACUAUAGGCCAGUAAGCCUUACUUCAGUAGUGGGUAAAGUAAUGGAAACCAGGUUAAAGGAUAGGAUUGUUGAACAUUUAAAAUCACAUGGAUUUCAAGAUCAGAGACAACAUGGGUUUACUUCAGAGAGAUUAUGCCUAACUAAUCUCAUUGAUUUUUUUGAUUGGGCAACUAAACUAAUAGAUCAGGAUGGUACAGUAGACAUUACCUACCUAGAUUUCAGUAAGGCUUUUGACACUGUUGCACAUAGAAGGCUUAUCUAUAAACUGCAAUCUUUAAGUUUGGAUUACAAUGUUGUUGAAUGGGUAAGGCAGUGGCUGAGUGACAGGCAACAGAGGGUUGUAGUCAAUGGAGUAUAUUCGAAGUAUGGUCUUGUUACCAACGGGUUAUCUCAGGGAUCUGUACUUGGACCCAUUCUCUUUAAUAUUUUUAUUAGUGAUAUUGCAGAAGGUCUUGAUGGUAAGGUAUGUCUUUUUGCUGAGGAUACUAAGAUAUGCAACAGGGUUGAUAUUCAAGGAGGGAUAAGUCAAAUGGCAAAUAAUUUAGGUAAACUAGAAAAAUGGUCAGAGCUGUGGCAGCUGACAUUUAAUGUGGAUAAGUGCAAUAUAAUGCAUCUUGGAUGUAAAAACCCAAGAGCAGAGUAUAGAAUAUUUGAUAAAGUCCUAACCUCAACAUCUGAGAAAAGGGAUUUAGGGGUAAUUAUUUCAGAUGACUUAAAGGUAGGCAGCCAAUGUAAUAGAGCAGCAUGAAAUGCUAGCAGAAUGCUUGGUUGUAUAGGGAGAGGUAUUAGCAGUAGAAAGAGGGAAGUGGUGAGACCUCACUUGGAGUAUUGUACACAGUACUGGAGACCGUAUCUCCAGAAGGAUAUUGAUACUUUAGAGAGAGUUCAGAGAAGGGCUACUAAACUGGUUCAUGGAUUACAGGAUAAAACUUACAAGGAAAGGUUAAAAAAUCUUAACAUGUAUAGCUUGGAGGAAAGACGAGAUAGGGGGGAUAUGAUAGAAACAUAUAAAUACAUAAAGGGAAUCAACACAGUAAAGGAGGAGACUAUAUUUAAAAGAAGAAAAACUACCACAACAAGAGGACAUAGUCUUAAAUUAGAGGGGCAAAGGUUUAAAAAUAAUAUCAGGAAGUAUUACUUUACUGAGAGGGUAGUGGAUGCAUGGAAUAGCCUUCCAGUUGAAGUGGUAGAGGUUAACACAGUAAAGGAGUUCAAGCAUGCGUGGGAUAGGCAUAACUAUAAGAUAAGGCCAGGGACUAAUGAGAGUAUUUAGAAAAUUGGGCAGACUAGAUGGGCCAAAUGGUUCUAAUUUGCCAACACAUUCUAUGUGUCUAUGACUGUCUAUCACGGGGUGCCUGUGACAGGAUGACUGUAGAAGUAUAUCGGUGACAGGGUGAAAGUAGGGGUUUAACUCUGGCACGGUGACCGUGACAGAGUGAGUGUGGAAAGGCUGUGUAUCUGUGUCUAUUAACUUGCUUUUUGAUUUUUCCCCUCAGGAUUCGUAUGUUGAUAAAUCCCCAAACUGGUGAGUUAUCAUAUGAAUCAUUUAUUUACAAUCAUUUCUAUGCCUUCCGUUAAAUUGUUCCAGGUGGGUUAGUGAUGGUCUAUUUGUCGCUUUUCUUUUUACCUCUUCACCUAUCUCUGCAAACAUCCCUCACCAGGUGUUGGUAUGAAUUUGACACAUAUAAUUCCGUAUUCUUCUCUAUAUGUCUCUUCCUGGAUUUUUAUUAGUGAGUUGUCCAAUGAACUGACUUCCCAAGCAUCAAUCAUACCCCCUCCAGACUGGUGGCGAGACAGGGGGGAAAAUGUCACAGCGCUGCCUUCAGUGAACAACGAUAAUGUCCCAGACCGUUCCAGAAGGUAAGAAGCCUGGUCUAAUUAAUAGCAAUGUACUUAAAGAGGUAAGGGAAUGUGUUAGACAGGGUCAGUUAACCACUGGAACAAUGUGCGAUGGUGAAAAUAUUGUGGCUAUUGACUAAUAUGUGACUUGUCAGGAAUUCAAAGUAAUUUCAUACUGAAUUUCAAUUUUUAGACCGGUGUAGUUGAAUUGGAAUAAUUCUCCAAGUCAACUUUGUUUUCUGUUCCCUCUCAUAUUGGAAAUUCUGUUUGGCUAUUUCCACCUCAUUUUGGAAAUUCACAAUGCAUUGUGGAUACUUCUGCUCCUAAAGAUUCCUCAGCAAAUACAUUAUUAAAUGAACACUCUAACAAUAUAAAUAUAUUCCUGGUGCCUUUAGAUAGAGUUUAACUUUAUUAUUUUUCAUUUUCAAGGUAAAAUAACAUUAAACUCACUUUUCAUCCAGUAGCAUCCUGGUUUUGCCAUGCUUGUUGCUUUCCCUUCUUCUGAGAUCAUCUGGAUGGAUACUCUUGAGUCAAUCAAAUGCUUCUCCAUAGAGUUGCAUUAAGGGCCCUUCUGUGCAUGCACUGUAAUUGCCCAGCUGUACCAAUAGGGUUCUCCUCCAGCGUUAUAAUGCUUGUCUGUGGUGAAUAUCAGACAGCCAUUAGAACCAUUAGAGGCACACUGACUGUAUAAUAUAAAUAUUGCUGUUUAUCAGAACAGACAAUGAUUGCAUGUGUCAGACUGAAGGAAAAGCAUCUAGGCUCCAAGACCACUGCAUUACAGUGGAGUAGGUCUGGUGCUUAAAGUGCCCCUUUAAUCAUCAGAAAAGAAAUACCAUAACGUUUUUACACUUUGACAAAAACACUUUCAAGAACUGAAGUAAUGCCUGGUCUUCUUCCUAAUGAUUCAUAUGUACCAAACUGCUUGAACUGCAGUGUUAAAUAGUAUCAUUGUGGAAAGAAUAGGGCUUCAACGCAUAUGUCAGAUAGUGCAGGGUACUGAGGUAGUUUCGUUUGAUGCCCUACAGCAAAGGGGGCAUCUCACACCUGCAGAUUGUUUUAGAUAUAUUCGAAUAAAAGAUUUCAUAAAACUUACACAUGUUCGGUCGGCUGCACAAAAACCCCUAACAUUUUUCAAACGUAUGUGCAUACAGGAAAAUAUACCUACAGGCUUGAUAACGACUUUAUAUGCUCACCUCUGCUCAGUAACUAAAGAAUGGGGGGACUGACCUACACGGAACAGUGGGAGAGGGACCUAGGAGAGGAACUGGAGGGAAUAGAAUGGCAGGAGAUAUGGGAAGCCAACCAUACAGCCUCUAUAUGCGUUACAUUACAGGAAAAGGUUGUUAAAACAAUGCUCCGAUGGUACACAACUCCUGUCAGGCUAUACCACAUGAAAUAGACACCAACAGAUGUAUGCUGGAGAGGGUGCGGUAUGAAGGGAAUGUAGUGGGAGUGUCCACAGAUAGCGCAAUUUUGGCAAAAGGUUAGGGAUUUGAUAGCUCAGGUACUAAAUAGGGCUCCUCCUCUAGACCUGUGGUUAUACCUCUUGAGCAGGACCACAGACGGAUGGACUAGACACGAACAGAAACUUCUACACAAGAUAACACUCGCAGCUAGGAGAGCGGUGGCCUCAGAUUGGCUUAAACCUAACACCCCGUCUAUAGCAGGGGUCCUUAACAGGAUACGGGAAGUCCACCUAAUGGAUGACCUCACUGCAAGAAUCAGGGGAACCCGAAAAACAUUUCAGAAAAUAUGGGCAAUGUAGGAGGAAAGUCCCCUAUGCCGAGGAGCAGAAUGCCCCCUUUCCCCACAAGACAGGACAACAGAGCACAAAAACCCGACGGCCCUACGUACCACCACCACCUCUCUCUCUCCUUUUUCUUUCUCUUUUCUCAUACUUUUCUAUUCUUUCUUACUGUCCUUUUUCUCAAGAUUAAUAACGGUUACCCCCCCUCCUCCUGAGGCUUCAGGGGGUGGAACCAACAGAGUACUGGUUUACGAAAGAGAUGUGCAAAUUGUAGGUAACUUAGAAGAGCCCCUAAGGAAGAAACCGUUAUCUCACACUAACUAAGCCAUCAGGCAUCUAAACCCAAAACUUGAAAAAUAUCGGGCAAAAGUGACCCCAAGAAUAGGAAAAGAGACGCGGUAUCCCCAAUUCUCUACGACAAAUAUCGUAUGACACAGAUCACAGGCAAGCUAAAAGGGGUAUACCAGUCAGUGAGAAUCACACCUACAAGGCUGUACCAGGUUAGUUAAGUUGACCAGAAUAUAAGAAGUGCUGUUAAUCUCUUAGAAAAAACAAAGAUGUUGACUAGAGGUAACUUGAUUGAGUGAAUAACACGGAAAGGAGAAUCACCCCUAGUAGAGUGCAUCAGCCAGGGGCGCUAAGAUAUAAAUAUGGGUAAUUUAAUGCUUUAAAUUUGUUGUACGUUUUACUGUAUACAUGCAUAUAGAGAUUUACACUGUGUUUACAGCUACAUCUGUUAUGUACAUGUAACCUCUGUCAAUGAAAAUAAAGAAUUAAAAAAUUUUUUUUUAAAAUAGUAUCAUUGUUUUAUAGAUGACUCCAUGACUAGAAUAAGGUGUAACACACUGUAGAAAAUGGAUCAAUAACCUAUCAGGAAACGGAUUUUAAAAAAGUAGUAUUGAGCGUGAGCAGAUAGGGAGAUUUCAGAGCAAAGUGACCUAAUUACAGUGAUGUGUUUAAUGGGUUAGAUGCAACUUUUUUGUAGGACGACAUUGAGCUAGGUACUGAAAACUCUUAAUUGGCUGAAGGGUAUUUUGUCCAGCAGAACAUGAUAAAGUAACAUCGACAAAUAGCUCUACGUAUACAUUGUUAUCCAACAGCCCAAUAAAUGUACAGAUUUGCAGAUAUAAAAAUAAAUGCCUGAGAUACAAAAAACAUAGGGGGCUAUUCACUAGCCAUCCAUUAUCAUAUAUAUUAAAUUGAAAAUCUAACUGCAAAAUUUAGGUUAAAAAAAACUAUUUGGAAAAGAAAAUCACAAACUCAACUACAGCUGAUACACACCCUGGUUUUAGCCAAAAUUUAGAAAUUCAGUUUUCUCUUUGCUACAAUUCUAGUAUAAUCAAUAUACCCUAGAGCAGUGAUGGCGAACCUAUGGUACGCGUGACACAGGUGGCACGCCAGGCCCUCUCUGUGGGCACGCGGCCAUAUGUUCACCAACAAUGCAGAGUAGGCACCUGCCUUCCCAAAACGGCAGGCGCCUACUCUGCUUCCAUGUCAGGAGGCAGGGGGAGUGCUCUAGGAAACAGCUCCCCUGUCCUCCCGCGAGCAAUCUGUGUAGAGCGUUGCCGCGCGGUACCAUGGCAAUGCUCCACACAUCAUCGCGCAGGCGGGAGGGAGGACAGGAGAGCCGCUCCCUACUGUACUAACCACCACCGGACCACCAGGGAGGGUUGUGUCCCCCCUCCUUCAUCAAAGGUAAGAAGGAGGGAGGAAGGGGGGGAUACAGACUUAAUAUACCUUUUUUUUUAACUCCACAUCCCACCACACAGCACCCCUACCCCCCCACACACAGCACCCCUACCUACCACACACAGUACCCCUACCCCCCACACACAGCACCCCUACCCCAACACACACACACACAGUACCCCUACCCCCAACACACACAGAGCACCCCUACCCCCACACAGCACAGCACCCUUACUCCUGCCCAGCACCUCUACCCCACAUGCAGCACAGCACCCCUACCCAACAACACACACAGCACCCCUACCCCCACAGCACAGCACCCCUACCCCACAGCACAGCACCCUUACCCCCGCCCAGCACCCUUACCCCACAUGCAGCACAGCACCCCUACCUCCCCACGCAGCACAGCACCUCUACCUCCCCACACACACAGCACCACUACCCCCACCACACACACAACACCUCUGCCCCAACACACACACAGCACCCCUACCCCUCACAGCACAGCACCCCUACCCUCCACACAGCACAGCACCCCUACCUCCCCACGCAGCACGGCACCCCUGCCUCCCCACACAGCACAGCACCCCUCACAUAAACACACACACAGCACACCUCAAACACACACACAGCACCCCACACACAAACACAUACACUGCACCCCUCAAGGCAGUAUGUGUGUAUUCAGCAGUCUGUAUGUGUGUGUAUUCAGCAGUCUGUGUGUGCGUGUAUUCAGCAGUCUGUGCGUGUGUAUUCAGCAGUCUGUGUGUAUGUAUUCAGCAGUCUGUGUGUACUCAGCAGUGUGUGUAUUCAGUGGACUGUGUGUGUGUAUUCAGCGGACUGUGUGUAUGUAUUCAGCAGACUGUGUGUACUCAGCAGCCUGUGUACUCAUCAGCCUGUGUGUGUGUAUUCAGCCUCUACCCCACAUGCAGCACAGCACCCCUACCCCAACACACACAGCACCCCUACCCCCCACAGCACAGCACCCCUACCCCCACACAGCACAGCACCCUUACCCCCGCCCAGCACCCCUACCCCACAUGCAGCACAGCACCCCUACCUCCCCACGCAGCACAGCACCCCUACCUCCCCACACACACAGCACCACUACCCCCACCACACACACAAUACCCCUACCCAACACACAAACAGCACCCCUACCCCUCACAGCACAGCACCCCUACCCCCACACAGCAAAGCACCCUUACCCCAUGCCCAGCACCCCUACCCUCCACACAGCACAGCACCCCUACCUCCCCACGCAGCACAGCACCCCUACCUCCCCACACAGCACAGCACGCCUCACAUAAACACACACACACAGCACACCUCAAACACACACACAGCACCCCUCACACAGACACACACAGCACCCCUCAGACACACAGUACCCCUCACACAGAGCACACCACACACACAGCACGCCACACACAAACACAUACACUGCACACCUCAAGGCAGUAUGUGUGUAUACAGCAGUCUGUAUGUGUGUGUAUUCAGCAGUCUGUGUGUGCGUGUAUUCAGCAGUCUGUGUGUGUGUAUUCAGCAGUCUGUGUGUAUGUAUUCAGCAGUCUGUGUGUACUCAGCAGUGUGUGUAUUCAGCAGUCUGUGUGUGUGUAUUCAGCGGACUGUGUGUAUGUAUUCAGCAGACUGUGUGUACUCAGCAGCCUGUGUACUCAGCAGCCUGUGUGUGUGUAUUCAGCAGUCUGUGUAUGUGUACAGCAGACUGUGUGUGUAUGUGUAUUCAGCAGUCUCUGUGAACGUGUAUUCAGCAGUCUGUGUGUAUAUAUUCAGCAGUCUGUGUGUACUCAGCAGUGUGUGUAUUCAGUGGACUGUGUGUGUAUAUUCAGCAGACUGUGUGUGUGUAAGUAUUCAGCAGUCUGUGUGUAUGUAUUCAGCAGUCUGCGUGUAUGUACUCAGCAGUCUGUAUGUGUAUUCAGCAGACUGUGUGUGUGUGUGUGUAUUCAGCAGUCUAUGUAUUCAGCAGUCUGUGUGUGUAUGUAUUGCAUUUGUUGGAGAUACUAAUAAAUAUAAGCUUAAUUUUAUCCAUUAUUUAAAAUUUGUAUCAUUGAACUCUCUGUUGCUGUGUUCUUUUAAAACAAAAGUUGUUAAUUAGUUUGGACAACUGUACGAGUUAUUUUUUCUAAACUUAAACCUCAGUAUUCAGAUUUAAUUGCCGUGUUGGCAUUUUGAGAAAAAAAAAGUUGGCAUGUAUUGAGGUUUGUGCACUCGGGCUCAAAAAGGUUCGCCAUCACUGCCCUAGAGACGCAUAGAUGUUCCUUGUAUGCUUGUUCCUCGCCCCGGAAUCUUUCCCAUAAUGCUUUGGUUUCUAGAUAUGUCAGUAUGAAUGCAGGUAAGGUACACGUUUUUCCCAAUGGCAACUGCUUAAAGCUUGUGAGCAAUCAGUUGUAAGUGUAUUAUUAACCAAAUAAUCUGUAAAUUUACCAGCCAUUCCACUGUUCACAUUCUAAAUUUAAUUUAAUUUUUCACAACUCACAAAUACAUAUUCGUUAAAUAUAAAGAUAAGUAAACGUGGUAUUAAAAAUAGAUAGAAGUGUACCAAUGCAAAAAGAGAAAACCAAAAUGAAAUAUUUCAAAUCACCAAUCACAAUUCACACACACAAAAAAAAUUUGUGCCUCCAAAAAUAUUUUUUUAAAAUACUUCAAUAAUACGGUACAAUGUCUUAUGAGACAGGCGCUUUCUUCAUUCCAUAGGUAUUCAAAUAGAACUCCAAAUAUAUAAAAAAUGAAACAAAACAAAACAUAGUGUAAGAGUCACAAUAAUUUGACAAAAAAUAUUGAAUGCAAAUGCCACACUCACAGAAAAGAGACAAUUCUGGGCUCUCAGUAACAGUGAUGAAUCCAAUACAAGGGUUGUCUUCCAGCCAGGCAGAUGGUUUCAGUCGUAGAAUUAGAGAGAGAGAGAGAGAGAGAGAGACAAUAUAUGAUAGUGCAGAAUUUACUAAAUAGAGCUAACAAUUAUCAACUCACAUUAUUCUGAGCCAACCAGGGGGCUCUACCAUAUAAACACUUAAGUUUGUUUUAUUUCCAGAUUAGAGAUUCUAUAUAUUUGGAUUCUAUUUGAAUACCCCUGAAUUAAGAAGUAUGAAAUAUGUUAUUUAAAUAUUCAAUAAUAUUCAAAAUUCUGGGUAGUGACAUUUCCUCUUUCAGCAGCAAAGCGACCGAAUGACUUGUCAUAUUUAUUUUAAUGGGUCAAUUCCUGUGAUUCUCUCCCCCAGGACUAAGGAAAGCUGUCCUGGUAGCAAAUCGAUUUACGGACAACAAGAGAAUAAAUGUCAUCCUGAUGUAAGUUUUUGCAUCAAUAUAACCAUAUGUGAGCUGAAGUAACUUAUCAUGUAGUUAGCCUGAUCCUUUUUGAGUUUGUGCUAUAUUCUAUAUAUCAUCAUAUGCAUCUAUGCCAACUCCUGAAAACCAAAAUGACAUUUCGUAUAAAAUCACCAUCCUCUCCCAUGCUGCAGAUCUUUUUUUUUUCUAAUGAAAUAUGUCUGACCUUUACCCUCAUAGUCUUUUUUCUACUUUAUAUGAACCCUAGUAACAAGUAUACACAAUAACUGUUGUUUAAUCUCUGCUCAUAGGUAACUGUGCUAUACUGCAUCUUUUUACAUAUUCUCACCCUCUAAAAGGAAUUAUCUAACACUACAUUGAGCCUUAGUUUUUAUAACAUUUUAUGUCAUUCUUAUCUGUACAAAGUACAAAACACUUUCUGAUUUUUAUUAGCCGAAAGAUAAACACAUACUUAUCUUUCUUUGCUCCAUUUCCUAUGGUUCUUCAUGUCUACUUAGACUCAAAAUGAGAAAUCGGAGACCGACAAGGAUUCUCUGAACAAGAAGAUCACAGAGCUCCUUGACCAUCUAGUACGGGCCCAAAGCACUAUCUGCGCCCUAGAGAAACUAAACGUAAGAUCCACAAUAUCCCCUCUUAACCUCUUUCGGUUUUUCAAGAUGUCCUCCCUUGAGUCCUGUUUCUAGCUUGUGUUGGGACAAUUUACUUUGUAUUUAUUGUGUAGACAAUUAAAAAUCAGGUUAGGAUUUAAUUAUCUAGUUCCAUUAAACACUGCCUGAAUAUUAUGGAGUGACAAGCUGUUUCGAAAUAAUGAAACUAUCAUGAGACACUAUAUGUGCGUUUUUUGGGGUUUUUUUUAUAGCCAACCUAGAUAGUGACCUGGUACCAUUUGAACCAAUACAGAACUUUGCCAGAUAACUGAGAUCCCAUCAUUUUAAUGUCAAAUCUGAAAACAAGAGGUGGGGGUCUGGGUUUAUAAGCUACAAUCUCCUUGUUGUUAUUGCAUCCCUUUUUUUUUUUUUGAUGAUUUUCUUUUUUCUGUUAUACCUUAGGAAAGCAGACCACUGAUGCUUCUUAUUGUAUUCAUAGAGACUUUAUCAAGUGUAAUUUUACCGGCCUAGCUAAAUCAACAGUAUUUACAGUUGGCAGGUCCCUUAUGUUUAAUUUUCUUAUCAUAGAAAAUGUUGGACAAAUAACAUAGUCCACAAUAAAAUGAAAGUGUAAAUAAAUAGCAUAUAAAACAUCUCUCCCAGUGUUUGCUACAUUUUCUGAUUGAAAAAUACUUGAAACAAACACUUUUCAAGGUGCAACUUACUAAGGAAAAAUGGACAAAACCACCAAUAAAGUAUAUGUUGAGAACUUGGAUACGGAAAUAUCCUUAAUUCCAAUGUUCGUCUAAAAACCAUAAUAAUGAGUAUGUUUUGGCAUCUUACAGAAAGAGAUGAAUUACGAGAAAGAAAAAAUUAGAUAAGAGUUAGAGAAACUGUUGCUUGCUAUUUUCCAGGUAUCCUCCUUGCUUCACCAUCUUCCACCAGAUAUGUUGGAGUCUGCGAAGGCUUCGCCUCUACCACUUGAUGUUAGCAGCCAGACUGAAGGCUUGAAGGACCCCAAUACAUCAACUGGCAUCUCUGCUGAAACGCAUUUCCCAGAUACUGAAGGUGGUGAUUCAACGUAUACUACAACAAACAAUAUGGCUAAAGCAUCCAUAGUACCACGGCCCACUGCUUUUACCCCAUGGAGUCCUAAAAAGCAGAAAUCUUUCCCUGCUCUUCACACAUUAUAUACUUCUACUGAGAGCGAGUGCAGCUUAGAAGAUUUCCUUCCUACAUGCAAAUUCCUCUGCCCUCGAUUCCCGAACCUGGGAGAAAGUUUUUCUGAUGAUCGAAAGGAUGGAGGAAGCUUGGAUGUAAGAUUGGUUUGCUUCAGUUAAUGUUGGCUAGAAAGAAAGUUUUGUGAGGGCAAAAGAACAAAAAGUUUGAAAGCAUGACUGAUACAGAAUUAAGAAAAGUCAUCAUCUCGCACAGUGGUUCUUAAUCCCAUGGAUAGGACCCAAACUUGGAUCUGCAAGUUAUUUUACUUUUGGUUGAAAUAAACAUGUCUCACUUAACUGACAGCAUUACAAAGGUGACUGUAUUAGCUCUUCCUUCCUGAGAGACUGGGAAGAAAAAGUGUCUGUAGAAUUAUUUUUAAUUUAAUUGUGAAGACCCAAAUCCACCUGGGACGCACAAUGAGUGGCUUUGCCAAUGGCCACAAGCAAUUGUAGGAAAAAAAGUCCAGCAAAAUCCUAACUUCAAUAAGAUGAUCCUUUAUUUAAAGUGCCAGAUGAAUGGGUGAAUGGGUGACAAACAAGGCCUUUAACAAUGGAGAUUUGAUAAAGGCGUUGUAUGGCUAAAACGUCAAGCACCACUAUAGGCACCCAGACUACUUCAGCUUAAUGAAGUGGUCUGGGUGCCAGGUCCAUCUAGGAUUAACCCUGUUUUUUAUAAACAUAGUAGUUUCAGGGAAACUGCUAUGUUUAUAAUAUGGUUAAUCCAGCCUCCAGUUAGCCGCUAGAGGCGCUUGCGUGCUUCUCACUGUGAAAAUCACAGUGAGAAGACGCCAGCGUCCAUAGGAAAGCAUUGAGAAUGCUUUCCUAUGAACUGGCUGAAUGCGUGCGCGGCUCCUGACGCGCAUGCGCAUUCAGCUGAUGACGUUGCUAUGGAGGAGGUGAGCUCCCUGCCCGGCGCUGGAGAAAGGUAAGAUUUGUGACAUGGUAAGAUUUGUGACAUGUCAUGAUUCCCUUUUAUUCCAGAAGUUUGGUCCUUAAGGGGUUAAAGAAAGGAUCACCUUUUUGAAGUUGGUUUUUGAAGAAUAGGUCAAAGAGGUCAUUUUUGCAUAUAAAGUGUUUAUUAACAUUUUCAUUUGGUUGUCAGCCUAAUGGCAUUUAUGUAAUUAAGGCCCCUGUCAAAAAAGGUUAAAGGUCCAUGAUAAGCAACAUAGCAACUACAGUACACGAUACAGUUGCUUGUGGGAUAUCUUGGGUUUGCGUCAACUUACCGCAAAAAGGUUUGACACAGACAUUGGGACAGCUCCAAGGUUUGCUGGCACCAUGAAUGACCACUACAGUGCCCCUUUAAGAACUACUGUCCUAUCACUUCAGAUACCUCAAAUUACAGCUGGCAUUGUCCACAGACAAAAGUACUGUCUAAUGGAGACUGCAUCCAAUCACAGCUGGAAUGCUAAAGCUUGACUGACAUAUGUGAGAAGAUGAAUGGAAUAAGGUGUUUGUGACAAAAUGAAGAUAUAUGUAGUAUAGGUAUAAGAAGAUAAAACAAUAGAGGGAAUUCAUUUUAACAGGUGAAGAAAGAGAUGGAGUUAAAUAAUAUUGUAGAUGCAUUAUGUUAAAUGGCAGAGCUAUGAAUGUUAACACAUGCAAAGUAUUGCAAAGGAAGUUAAAUACAGCAUAUGAUAAGUACCCGAGAGAUAGAUUCUGGUCACUUAACUGAGUGGGAGGGUUGAAAUAUAUUUAAAGGAACACUCCAAACACCAUAUCCACUGCAGGAGUGCCCUGGUACUUUCCAAUGUAAUAAGUCAAACUGGGUUCAAGGUUUAGCUCAGGAGAGCUAAUGGAAGCUCCAACACAGGAGGUUACAAUUUUCCUGAGAGGAGGUGGGAAGUGGUGUCUAAAGCAACUCAGGUAAAAAGUCAGAUAGUUCAUAAGGAACAGAUAGCUCUUAAAGUUUUUGUAUUCUAAAACAGGAACUUGUAUUUAGAAUUUUUAUUUAGAAAAUUAUAACUAUUUUUUCCCAUCCAUAGGCUGCUGAAACCACUGCAGAAAAGAGGAUAUCUGUGUCUACAAAAUCAACUUUGCCAUUCCAGAACCUUCUUCCCACUCACCGUCUUCCACAUCAUAAACAUCACAUCAGGCCCAGUAGCUCUGAAAGCUCUGGGGAUGACCUUCAUUUUAGUUGUGCUCAGAUUCCAUCUCCGGAUGCUGCUUUGGACUACCUAUCUGCUCAAAACAUACUAGACACACUUUUAGGUUUGACCUCAUCCCCCGAACAAUUUCCUUUUACCCAUAUCAAAAACAUAGGGGCAAUAUCCAUUCCUGAUCUUCCAUCAAUUAGUCAUACUACACGAACUGACUUCCAAUUUUCAAAGGAUUUUGACUUUCCAAGACUCAAUUCUAAACAACCAUUCCAUCCUUCAGUAAAUGAAGGCAACGUACACAGUUCUGAAAAAAGUUCUCCUAAUAGUUCGAUGAAUUCCAUGCUUCGACCUAAAGAUGAUCCAGGUAAUAGAUUCCAGCAAAGUGACUAUACUGUACCCCCACUUCCAUCCAAAAGGUCCUCACUUCCAAAGGGAUUUGGAAGUAAUUUCCUAAAUCCUGCAGAGGAAACUCGGUAUUGUCCUGCAGGAAAACAAGAAGGCUCAGCUCAUCACAAAUCAGAUUGCCAUAGAUCACCAAAUUCUGUCUGUACCCAAGUACCUGGGCACAUGUCAGAUCAUCUCAAUACACAUUGUGCACCAAGUGAUAUACGAAGCCCAGCUGCAAGUGGACCAAUUGCAAGUAGCAGGGAGAGUCAUACCUCUUCUAAAACUCACAAGUUAGAAGGAGGCUUAGAAAGGAAACCUAGGAAAGAGAGAACAGUUCACUUCCAGACACUGAACAGUGAGGGGCAAACCAGAGACAGCCAGUUAACACUAAAGUCCAAGUUUAUGACCACUGUGGUUGGAAAUCAGGAAUUUGGAGAUAGUGCUUCAUUGGAUUCAACCCUACUUUGAAGAGUGUCUCAUCAGAAAUAAAUAUGGAACUUUCAAGCUGUAAUAAAAAAAACAAAAAAAAACAACAUCCAAAGAAAACUAAGAAGAAUAAAAUUAUAACACUGAAAUCUUCAGAUUGGUACGCCUCUAUCGCAACAUAUGAUGACAAUCGUAAUUAUACGUGCCAACUGAAGUUGAGUUCAGGGCCUAUAUAUACAUACAACUUUCUAUGGAGCAGGUUGUUCAUAAAUAUUAUGCAGAUUUUUGUGAUCAUUAUUAGAAACUUGAAUUUUGCUAUAAGCAGAUUGAAAUGUAUUAAACGUUUGGAUUUUUAUUCACUCUUCUAUAUGACGAAGCAUAAAAUGUCAGCUCACCAUGGACAGUAAACCAUAAACACUAUGUGGAUUUUUGUGUCAGUGAUAUUUAGUAUGUCAAAUAGAAAGGCAAUAUUUGAGCAUUCCAAGGAUUUUGUUGACGUGGUAGCUGUGUUCUGUAUGCUAUAGGUUUAUUGUUAGUGUUACUAAAUUAUUUGUUUACUAAGGAGUCACACAAUCUGAAUAUGCAUGCUAUUUUCAUAUAAAAAUUGAGCUUGUUCAUUUCAAAUUAAAGGUUACAUUUAUAUACACGCAUCGACCCAUAAUGUCUAUAUUUACUCUAACCAUUCCUUUAAUGACAUACCUUUAGGAUCAAACAUUAGAAAAGACAAUAUGCAAAGAAAUUGUUAUUCAUAUUGGAUAAUGUAUAACACAAUAUGUUAAAGUAACAGUAAAAUCUUAACACAACCUUAGACCAGUAUGUUUGUCGUUUUUUUU